Molecule: messenger RNA, 2031 nt
Organism: Lachnellula hyalina
Lineage: Eukaryota; Fungi; Ascomycota; Leotiomycetes; Helotiales; Lachnaceae
Gene: wetA
Product: Developmental regulatory protein
Exons: 1
Coding region: 1-2031 (676 amino acids)
Source: RefSeq, a predicted model, not a curated record
AUGGCAGGCAACGAGAAUGUUGAUCGCCCCCUCGAGGAAUCCAUGUCAUGUUUGAUUGCGGUGCAAACUGUCAAUUAUCACGUGUGGCACGUGGAAGACAAAGGUCAAUCACGAGAAGGUCUCACAUUCCAGAUAUUUCAUUAUAGUUAUGUACAGAAUAAUGCAGAUGGCUGGUAUUCUCCUCAGGCACCUGAUCUACGCAUAAGUAUCUCCCCUCAGACCGUUUUUGUCACGUUUACUUCGUCAUUACUUCCCCUGCCUUUUACAGAUCCGUCACUGCAAGCCACUGAGAAGCACUACAUAAACCUUAUUCCCAAACCUUAUUCCAACCUUGUUAACGAGUCCGCAUUCUUUAGCAUGUCUUCCUCUGCCGUCGCUUCUUACCCCAGCGACAAGGGGACCGACCCAAACUUCUUCGGGCAAGGAUUCGAGGAUCUGGACCACGAUUUCUUCGAACAAUUCCUGACGUUCAGCCCCACUUAUAGCGAACGGUCCGAAUACUCUGCUCUCCCGCAACCAAAUUAUCUGCAACGAUCACUUAGCGAUAGUCACGAGACCCUGAGCUCCCUCGAAGAUGACUCGAAGAACACAAAUGCUCGCGAGUCCUGGCAAGGCGAUUCCUGGGCGACAUUCGAUCCAGCCUUAGCCUCAUCACGCCCUAGUCAUAUACAAGGCAAUGGCCUAUACUCGUCUGGCAGAGCCGCGAUUUCAGAUGGCGAGCUUCUCAGCCUUGAAGGAAUCACAUUGGAUUCCCCUCAUAUACUCGCCCCCCCUCAGCAUUCUUUACCAUCAUCACCCUCAUCAGCCGCGACUGUAGCUUCUCGAAGAAAGACUCGUCUCGUGGAAUCACUUUCUAAGACAUUCAAAAAAGCGACUAGCAAUAUCGAAAGAUCUCUUCGGAGCCCGAUUCGAAAGAACUCUUCCCCAAAAAUGGGACGUGCUCCCAAUCUUAGCCAGUCAAGCAUCGAGAAUUUGGGAAAUAAGCUUCAAGCGGAUGCAUUGACGUUCAAGUUCGACUUUGAAGAAAACCCGGUUUCCUUUCUAUCACCUACAGGGGUUGCCGAUAGACCUACCACCCUGGACGAGAUUCUCGAACUUGACGUUAGAAGGCCUGACGGACCCGCAUACAAUACUCCGCAGAUAAAUCAAGCUACUGCAUUACAAACACCUCAGACAACUCCAUUAUUGAGCAAUGAUCAUUCUCCGAAAUCAAACGGAGAGGAAGUUGGUUUUCCGAUUACUCCUCAACACCAGAACACCACGGCCUUCUGGUGGCGACAGGCACCUGGAUCUUCAGAGCGCAACAACUUUGGUAGCCCGAGCAUAUACCCAUCAGCCGACAUAGAAGUACCGAUAUGGUGGAAUCAUGCCCCCACUGCACCCAUGGCCCAGCCUUUACCAAAUGGAUAUCACACCAACCCGCAGCUCGCCACCAAGAGCCUCGCUCACCAACUCCAGAACGACCUAGCAUACCAAAACAACGACAUCUCUUGCAACUCAUCCAUCAUGGCAUCAGGACUCAUGAUCCAAAUGCCAGGUUUCACACCCCAGCAAUCCUUCGUCACCUCGCCACCCCUGAAGCAACAAGGCUUCACGCAUUCAGCUCCUCAGCCGCAGCCAAGAUACCACGCCCGCCGACCCUACAACCAAGCCUCACCCAGGCAGCCAUCGCAAACAAGUCCAGUGCGCAAAAAUCGCUCGAGCGGCUCUAGCGACUCGGACUCACCUAAAUCCCCAUCGACGGGGACGGGUUUCCACGUCCGCAAGCGCAAGUCGCCUAAAAUGAGCAAGCACUCGACGCCGCGAAUGGCACCUGGAUUUGGAGGCGCGGGCGACUUUGUCAACUAUACACCGAGUGAUAGCAGGAAGAUCUUGACGGGUGUUGCGCCCAGCGGGUCGUCGAAAACUAAGGCGCGGAGAGAGAAGGAGGCUAUGGAUAAGAGGAGGAGGCUUUCUCAGGCGGCGUUGAGGGCUGUUAAGGCUGCGGGAGGGGAUGUCGAGAGCCUUGUUGAACAGGGCCUGUUUGCAUAA